Molecule: messenger RNA, 2982 nt
Organism: Chondrus crispus (carragheen)
Lineage: Eukaryota; Rhodophyta; Florideophyceae; Gigartinales; Gigartinaceae
Product: Neutral alpha-glucosidase AB
Exons: 1
Coding region: 1-2982 (993 amino acids)
Biological process (GO): carbohydrate metabolic process; N-glycan processing
Molecular function (GO): alpha-glucosidase activity; carbohydrate binding
Source: RefSeq, a predicted model, not a curated record
AUGCCGUCCGCGACCUGGGCCUCCGCCCUGGUCUUCCUCUUCCUCGCGACCCUGUGCGCCCUGAUUCCGCCCGUCUCCGCGGCGGAGUGGUCCAAGCUCAAGGUGUGCUCCGAUCUGGGCUUCUGCCGUCGCCAGCGGCACUUCAGCCUUGCCAGCGGCCUGGCGUACUGCGUCGUCGUCGACACGAUCGGCCGCGCGCAAUGGCGCGGCAUGCCGGCCAUCGUGGCCACCGUCGUCUCCACGGCCCCGGGCCACCCGGAUCUCACGCUCGCCGUCAUGGACGUCGGCAUGCACACCUUCCGCGUCGCCCUCCACGAGGUCGAGCCCCUGCUCCCGCGGUACGUCGUGCGCGACGCCCUGGCCGACGGCGUCCAGCCGCGCUCGCUCGACGACGCCACCCUGGUCAUACACGCCGAUUAUGCAAACAUCUUCAGGAGCGACGCCCCGGCAAGGGUCAGGAUUAUGUUCGACCCGUUCAGAGUCGAGCUCGUGAGAGAGGAUGAUGCGCAGGUCCUCGCAGUCCUCAAUGCUGACGACAGGCUGCAGGUCGAGCCGCUGCGGGAGAAGCCGCCGCCGAGUCCGAGUCCGAGCCCGAGCCCGAGCCCGAGUCCAGAGCCUUCGUCGAAGGAGAAGGCUGAGGGCAGCCCGUCCGAUGCCAAGGCGCCUUCUGUGGCGGGAGCCACGCCCGGGGAAGAGAACGAGGACGCCGGGGACGAUGACUAUGACGCGUAUGAGGACGAACAUGAUGACGAGGUUACGGGCGUCGCACGGAAGAAGGAAGGAGAGAGUGGUGACGAGCGUGGCGAUGGCUGUGACGGAUGCUGGGAGGAGAGGUUCCAGAGCCAUACGGAUUCCAAGCUCCGGGGGCCGGAAUCGGUUGGUGCGGAUAUGGCAUUUCCGUUUGCUGAACACAUAUACGGCAUUCCUGAACGUACGAAGCGCUUUUCUCUGGAGGACACAGUUGACGCGGAAGGGAACGCCACGUCUGAACCGUUUCGGAUGUACAAUCUCGACGUCUUCGAAUUUGAGCUUGACAAACCUCUUGGCUUGUACGGCGCCAUUCCCUUCAUCACAGCCAGAAACAAGGCAGAUACGGUGGGCAUGGUAUGGUUGAAUUCGGCAGAGACUUUUGUUGAUAUCCGAGCGAAGAAGGAUUCCGCUGGCAAGAGCACGCACUGGUUUUCGGAAAGCGGCAUUAUUGAUGUAUACUUUCUGCCUGGCCCUUCGGCGAAGGAUGUUUUCCAGCAAUACCUGAGGUUGACUGGUAGUCCUGCGAUGCCCCAGCGAUUUGCCUUGGGAUAUCAUCAAUGCCGAUGGAACUACAGAGACGAAGCAGAUUCUAAAGCUGUCGAUGCUGAGUUUGACAAACGCGAUAUUCCAUAUGACGUGCUGUGGCUUGACAUCGAGCAUACUAAUGGCAAACGCUACUUCACAUGGGACUACAGUCGCUUUCCAGACCCCACUGCCUUGCAAAAUCACAUCGCCGCGCGUGGGAGAAAAAUGGUCACAAUCAUUGAUCCUCACGUCAAGCGCGACAAGAACUAUGCAUUGCAUCAGUUUGCCACUGAGCAAAAGUACUACAUCAACAAGCCCGAUGGCACCCCUUUUGAUGGAUGGUGCUGGCCAGGAUCAUCUAGUUACUUUGACUUUACGAGCCCGACAGUUCGGCAAGCGUGGGCGAGUCGGUUCAACCCCAAAGAUUACCCUCAUUUUACAGAGCAUUUAUACACAUGGAAUGACAUGAAUGAGCCGUCGGUGUUCAAUGGACCAGAGGGCACAAUGCAGAAAGAUUUGCUACAUGGCGAUAACCUUGAACAUCGUCAUGUCCACAAUAUCUAUGGGCACUAUUUUAUGCAAGCUACGUUUGAAGGCCUGCUACAAGGUCAUGGUGGGAAUGACAGACCGUUUGUGUUGUCUCGCAGUUUCUUUGCAGGAAGUCAGCGAUACGGGGCGAUAUGGACUGGAGAUAAUACAGCAUCAUGGGAGCACUUGGCGAACAGCGUUCAAAUGCUACUACCGCUUCAGAUAACUGGAAUGGUUUUCUCAGGGGCAGAUGUCGGAGGAUUUUUCGGGAAUCCUGCGCCUGAACUUUUGACAAGAUGGUAUCAAGCUGGUGCUUUCCAGCCAUUUUUCAGGGGGCAUGCGCACUUAGACACGAAUCGUCGGGAGCCGUGGCUGUUUGGAGAACCUUUCACCGGUUUGAUAUCACAGGCGAUUCGAAGGCGUUAUGAGUAUAUUCCAUUAUGGUACACUUUGUUUGCUGGAAACGCGUUGGGCCAAAGUGGGGAAUUCGGUGAAAGUUGGCGGGGACCACCCAUGCGUCCCAUGUGGUGGGAAUUCCCAGAGGAUGAGGAAGCAGACACGAACGAAAGGCAAUGGAUGGUUGGAAAUGCGCUCUUGGUUGCUCCAGUUGUCAAAGAAGGAGCAUCUAAACAUACAGUGUACUUGCCAGACAAUGAGUUGUGGUACGAUUUGUAUGAUCCAAGCGGGUUUGGAAAGGCUGUUGUCAAGGCUGGGAACGUAGAGAUAGAAUGCGAGUUGGACCGCAUGGUGGUUCUACAACGCGGAGGGACGAUCGUACCAAAACAAGAACGGCGGCGUAGAAGCACUGCGGCAAUGGGGCGGGAUCCGUAUACGCUAGUAGUGGCCCUGAACGCGAGGCGAGAAGCGGAAGGGGAGUUGUACAUGGAUGACGGGAAGUCGUACGACCACAAGAGCGGGGCAUACGUGGUGCGGCGGUUUAGGUUUGCCGACAACACGCUCUCGGUGGAGACUGUCGGAGGCGGCAAGAAACCGUUCCAUGGCAGUGACGCGCUGGUCGAGCGGGUGGUGAUUUUGGGAUACGGCGGUCGGGGCGCGGGGUCUGCGACGGUGGAGGGACGCACUGUGGACGUAGCGUACGCGGCUUCUACGGGGGUGCUGACGGUGCAACGGAUUCAGGUCAAGGCUGGAGAUGGGGACUGGGCGUUGAAGGUGGAGUGA